Molecule: messenger RNA, 945 nt
Organism: Plasmodium gallinaceum
Lineage: Eukaryota; Apicomplexa; Aconoidasida; Haemosporida; Plasmodiidae
Product: conserved Plasmodium membrane protein, unknown function
Exons: 9
Coding region: 1-945 (314 amino acids)
Biological process (GO): endoplasmic reticulum tubular network organization; membrane organization
Cellular component (GO): membrane; endoplasmic reticulum
Source: RefSeq, a predicted model, not a curated record
AUGAGAAAUUUAACAGAAGCUGAAGAGAAGUUUUUAAACCAUGAUUGGGUGAAUGAUGAAAAGUGGAAAUUAUAUUUAAGUAAUUUAUACCCAUCUCCUUCAAUAAAUAAUAUUGAAAAAUAUAAAAAAAAAUAUUUUCAGAAAAACAUUGACAAAAACCUAGAUACAAAUAUAAAUUUUGAUCAAAUAAAACAAGAAAAUCAAGACACUUCAAAUUUUCAAAAUUUUUAUUCUUACAAUAAUACUAAUUAUUAUGGAAAAUUACCAAUUCUGAUAUUUUUUUAUUUUAUUUUUGUUUUAUGCUUUAGUGUAUUUUAUUUUAUAAUCUUAUCUUUAAAUUUAAAUUUAUAUAAAAGAUUUGGAACAUUUGUAUCUUUUUCUUACUUAUUGUCAUUUAUUGGUUUAUUAUAUUUAGACUACAAAACACAGAAACAAAAUUUUUCAUUAUUACAAUUUUUUUCUAGUGAGAAAGGUCAAUACUUAUCUUAUUCUGUAAUACUUUUUUUUAUUAAGGAUGCCAUUUUAAUUUUUUUACCAAUUUUUUUAACUCUUUUAAUAAAUAGUUAUUUAAUUUUUAAACAAAUAAAAUUAUCACUUCCACCAUUAAUUCAAAAGAAUCAUUAUGUUAAUAAAAUUGUGUCUUUAUUAGAUGAAAAUAUAUUAAAUACAUAUAUGAUGAGAGCCAAUAUUGAAAUUUAUAAUUUGCUUUUUAUAAUUAUCUGUUUAUUUUUUAAAAGAGCUAGUUUAUUAAAUUUAAUUAUUUAUGUACACUUCUUUAAAUUAAAAUAUAGCUCUGCAGAUCCAUAUUUUCAUGCUUGUUUUUCUAAAAAUGGAGAAAUGAUUAGACAAUAUCUGUCUCACCCCAAGGUGCCUAGAAUUUUUCUAAAUAUAUUCAAUAAAAUGUCUCAUUAUUUUAAUGUCUACUUAAGUUAUAGAAGAAGAUAA